UGCUUUUGUCACCCUUGCCUUCUAACCCGUAGCUACCAUGUGUGAGUGCAUCUCCAUCCACGUUGGCCAGGCUGGUGUCCAGAUCGGCAAUGCCUGCUGGGAGCUCUACUGCCUGGAACAUGGCAUCCAGCCUGACGGCCAGAUGCCAAGUGACAAGACCAUCGGGGGAGGAGAUGACUCCUUCAACACCUUCUUCAGUGAGACAGACACUGGCAAGCAUAUCCCCAGGGUCGUGUUCGUAGAUCUGGAACCCACAGCCAUUGAUGAAGUUCGCACUGGUACCUACCGCCAGCUCUUCCACCCUGAGCAGCUCAUCACAGGCAAUGAAGAUGCUGCCAAUAACUAUGCCCGUGGCCACUACACCAUUGGCAAGGAGAUCAUUGAUCUUGUCUUGGACAGAAUUCGCAAGCUGGCUGACCAGUGCACAGGUCUUCAGGGCUUCUUAGUUUUCCACAGCUUUGGUGGGGGAACUGGCUCUAGGUUCACCUCCCUGCUGAUGGAGUGGCUCUCUGUCGAUUAUGGAAAGAAGUCCAAGCUAGAGUUCUCCAUCUACCCAGCCCCCCAGGUUUCUACUGCUGUGGUUGAGCCCUACAAUUCCAUCCUCACCACCCACACCACCCUGGAGCACUCUGAUUGUGCCUUCAUGGUAGAUAACGAGGCCAUCUAUGACAUCUGUCGUAGAAACCUCGACAUUGAGCGCCCCACCUACACUAACCUUAACCGCCUCAUUAGCCAGAUUGUGUCUUCCAUCACUGCUUCUCUCAGAUUUGAUGGAGCUCUGAAUGUUGACCUGACAGAAUUCCAGACCAACCUGGUACCCUACCCUCGCAUCCAUUUCCCUCUGGCCACAUAUGCCCCUGUCAUCUCUGCUGAGAAAGCCUAUCCCACACCCUUGCCAGAAUGAGCUGUCAUUUGUGUUACUGAUAUUGGCUAUUAUGACU
Cricetulus griseus (Chinese hamster) is the source of this 941-nucleotide messenger RNA. NCBI's taxonomy places the organism in Eukaryota, Metazoa, Chordata, Mammalia, Rodentia, Cricetidae. The record is from RefSeq and is a predicted model, not a curated record.